Messenger RNA from Thrips palmi, 8727 nucleotides. RefSeq names its product pneumococcal serine-rich repeat protein (gene Spn). Bases 434 to 6127 code for a protein of 1897 amino acids. Gene Ontology annotation, molecular function: actin filament binding. The transcript has 23 exons. Gene Ontology annotation, biological process: neuron projection development; actin filament organization; calcium-mediated signaling. Lineage: Eukaryota; Metazoa; Arthropoda; Insecta; Thysanoptera; Thripidae. The record is from RefSeq and is a predicted model, not a curated record. Gene Ontology annotation, cellular component: actin cytoskeleton; cytoplasm; dendrite.
CGGCUGUUCGGUUUCGGGUUGUUGACUGGAUGGAUGGGGAGUCUGGGUGGGUUGCCUGUCAGUUCGUGUUGUGAAGUGGAUUUUUCUGCCCCGUGCGGACUUUUUUGAUGUAUUAAGUACAUUUUUCUAAGCCACGGGCGGCCUGCAUUUCAAACCAGAGCGACCAAAGUUCAGUGAUUUGUGCAUUGUGUUGAAGAACAUAAAGUGUGUGCGUGUGUGUGUGUGUGUGCGGCCCCGGUGCAAUAGUACCCGAGCUGGACGACCCAGCCUAGGCUUUCGCUUACAUCGUUCGGGUUAUCGACUCAUGUGGAUUUCUUCAGUCCGUGCUAAAGCUUGGCCAUGGCGGGUUCACCGGCGCACCGCGUGACGGAGGACCCCGUAGGGACCCAAACAUGAUCUAAGGGCAAGGUACGAGGAUAAACAGACCAGCUCAAUGAUGGACGACAAAAGAUCCAAUAGCCGGCAUGGCGGCUCCAAAGUAUCUCAAAUUGCUAAUAUCUUCCAAAGCAUGGGUCCCGUCAAAAGCGUCGACUCGGACAUAUUGGUCGCCCCGUCUCGCUUCCACGCCGGCAAGGGACCCCCAAGCGAGCAGGUUCCGACGUCGCCGAAAAUUGACGGGAAAGACACGAAGGACGCGAAGGAAUCUCCGAAGGAGGGGUCCGGCGUCACGGUCGUCAGGACGGAGAGUCACUUGGCUCGAUUUAACAACGCUCGCGCCCUCUUCGAAAAGCUAGGCACUGACGACGCCCGGCCCGGCAAGCAGACGAAGGCUGGCGGGGCUGGCGGGGCUGGCGGCCCCGGCGGGGCGGCGCCGGCCUCUCGAUCAUCGUCCGUCGAGUCCACGGGGCCCGAAUCCCCCGUCCGCUCCAACAAAGGGCACGCCAACAACGCCAACUCCUCUCCGCGAUCCAGAUCUCCAUCCCCGCAGCAGCAGCAGCGCGCCAACAGUCAUUCCAGAAUAAUUGACGGCUCUGCCAGAAACGGACCGUACACCAACGGCCACGCCGCCAAGACCAACGGCGGCGUGCACAACGGCGACGACAGCGCCGUCUCGGCCGUCUCGGCGCGCGUCGUCAACUCCACCGUCACGCCGCCCAAGGACUCCAAGGACUCGGCGCCGGCCGUGCCGCGGCACCGGUCGCCGCGCCCCGUGGGUCCCGUGUCGGCCGCGGACACGCACUCGCGGCCCCGCAACGGGCUGCACGCCGACAGGCACGCCGACAGGCACGCCGCCGAGGAGGCCGACCAGGGCGUCCACGCGGCGGGCAAGCGGCCCGACAAGCCCGAGAAGCCCGAGAGGAAGUUCAACAGCCGCGAGCUGAUCGAGAAGCAGAAGAACUGGACCUCGCACUUCUCCAAGGCCCGGCCGUCGCCCCGCUUCAACAGCGACCCCAACCGAACAGAGGUCCGCGUCAGCCUCAACAAAUGCGACUCCGGCAAGGAGGCCUCCCCCCCUCCGAGCAGCGCCCCCGCCACCCGGAGCGCCUCCUUCACCGGCACUCGGCCCGGCGUGCGCUCCCCGCCCGUGUCCCCGCCGCCCCCGCCGGCCAAGCCCGCCGCCCCCGCCGGCAGGGCGGCGCUGGGGGCGCCGGCCACUCCGGACGCGGCGGGCUGCGGCGCCCCGCCCACGCCGCCCGCCCGCACCACCUCCGCCUCCGCCGGCGUCCUCGGCGUCCACCCUCCGGAGCGGCUGGGCGAGUCGCCGGCCUCGGCCUCGGCCUCCUCGGGCUCCGACAGGCUGUCUGCGUCGCCCGUGUCGCCCACAUCGCCCGCCAGCUCGUCCAGCAGCCUGCACGAGAAGCAGGAGCAGGAGUCCCAGGAGAAGCGAGUGCCGCCUGCCUCGGCCAGCCCGGGCGCCAAAGGUGUCAAACCGGCCGACGGCGCGCAGAAAUUGGCGCCCCGCUGCUUAGAGAAAGAGUUCGAAGGGCAAAGACACAGUCACUCAAAUGGCGAUGCUCAAGAUCACGUUGAAAAUUUGGAGAGCGAUGCGCGCAGAAAAAUGGUAUCGUCUGUGCAACUGACUCUUCAAUCACCCCUGUCAGCAACUGCAAGACUGUUCCCUUCUGCCCCGGCUUCCUCAAUUUUACCUCAUCAGAAGAAAGGUCCCAAAGAGAUGGAUUCAUCAUCAGAUAAUGCCAGAAAAGCAGUGGAAGCUCCAAUUCUGCCACCCUCUGCUUUCAUGUCGAGUGGUGUGACAGCCUCUGCAGUGGACGACCAGCCUCUGUAUUCUGUCCCAAUCAAGAAGGGCCAUUCCAGGCAGAAGCCAGUUUCUUCCGCUGCUGCUGCUUCCAGCCUCAUGUCGGAAACAUUCAAGCCACAAGUUGUAGAAGCUCAACCACGAUCAACUACAUUUUCUGAUGAGAAAAGUGACCAUGAAUUUUUGAGCUCCUUUAACCCAUUACCAGCUGACUAUCAAUCAAAGCAGAAAUCAUCAAUAGAGUUUCUUCAUGAAGAAAGAGUUCACAAUCAGCAUAGUAGAUUGCCUGACUCUAGCCCACGUAAUUCUGUCGGCAGUGAUACCUCUAUACCUUCCAGCUUUAAACCAGAUUUAAGUAAACCAAUUGAUAGCAACACAAACCAUGAGGUUUCACCCCCUGGAGGAUUUGGAAGAAGGAGCUCUUCUGCUGAAGUCCUUGAUGAGUUCUCUCCAGGCUCCCUCAAAUCCGAUGUGUCCAGAGGGUUUGAAUCAUCAGAGACACUGUUGUCAAUAGGCAACAGUGCCAGUGAGGGAAAUGACUUUGACCAUAACUGUGAUAGUGGCAUUCAGCUUGAUAAAGUAAGUGAUAUUGACCAUCGUCUUGACCUACAAGAUGUGAAGUUUGCUGAUGAUGAAGAUGAAGCAGAAAUGAAGGAUUCAGGCGUAUUUUUGAAGCAGGAACUUCCUUCUGUUGAGAAAUCUGGCUGCUUAGAAGCAAAAUCAUCACCUCCAAAAGUUGUACCAGAAACCAUGACUGCAGAUGAAGCAGAAAAUCUUCUGAGUACCAGCAUUUGGGAAAAGCGAUUCCGGCAAGAAGCGUUGCUGUCUGAUGAAGAAGCUCAGGAGGUUAAAAGACUUCUGACCCCAGCUCAAACCCCAGACAUACUGCCAGAUUCAGAAGCUUCCGAAUGGCCGUCAGAGUCUGGGAUGAUACACAAUAAAUCUGCUGCUUUGAAUGACUCAGUCGCAUCCAGCCAGGCAUGGUCUCAAUCUGGUUCUGAAGCAAAUCUAGCUGAAUCAGAGUCUAGUGUGAUUACCGAAGAAGGAGAUUCGGAAACUUCUUUACUCGUUGACUACCCACCAAAAUCCUGCCAAGAGGUACUUGUGGAAAAGGGAGUGCAUUACUAUCAAGAUGGGCACUUCUGGAUGGAAGUGCCUGGACUUCCUGAUUCGGAAGACGAUGAUGACGACUAUCCAAUACCCGUUAAGAAAAACACGAAGGUCAAAUUUAGUAGUGGUCCUAUAAAGAUGUACAGCACAUUUUCAAUGACUGAUUAUGAUCGCCGUAAUGAAGAUGUUGAUCCUGUUGCUGCCUCUGCAGAAUAUGAACUGGAAAAGAGAGUUGAGAAGAUGGAUGUUUUCCCUGUUGAUCUGAUAAAGGGGCCUGAGGGACUCGGUCUUAGCAUCAUUGGAAUGGGUGUUGGUGCUGAUGCUGGACUUGAGAAAUUGGGAAUAUUUGUUAAAACAAUCACCGAUCAUGGUGCUGCGGCCAAAGAUGGACGUAUCCAGGUUAAUGAUCAAAUCAUUGAGGUGGAUGGAAAAUCUCUGGUUGGAGUUACUCAAGCUUAUGCCGCAUCAGUUUUACGAAAUACGUGUGGCCUUGUGAAGUUCCUCAUCGGCAGAGAGAGAGACCCGCAAAAUAGUGAAGUUGCUCAACUUAUACGUCAGUCUCUUCAGGACCGCGGAUGUGUGUCACAGGCUGAUCGGGAACGGGACGACCACCGGCGUCAGGUGGCAAUGCGACACCAACAUCAACAGCAACAACCCGGUUUGGAUUCAGCCACUGCCUCUCCUCCGUCGGAGAGUCAGAGUCAGCGCUCUGAAGAUAGUGCCACUGCGCCUAUCGGUGGUGCAUCUCCAGUUUCUUCAGAGGGUCCUCCCAGCCCACUAGGACAUGGAGCUGAUGAAGGAACUGCAAGUGAAGUUGCAAACCUACGAGACCUGCUCCAAGAGAGUCAGCAGAGGCUGGCAGUAGCUGACAGCGAAGUAGCACGAUUUAGAGAUCGGUUGAUGGAACUUGAACAACGAGGGAGCAGUGGCACUGAGGAGUAUGUUGAACGCCUUCGUCGAAUGAGUGCAAGACUCAGAGAAACAGAGAGAUCUCUUAUGUCGUCCAAGAAAGAUGUUUCCUCUUUUCAAGAAAUGUUGGAACAGUCACAGGGUCAACUCUCAGUUGUGGAAAAAAAAUAUAGCAAGGCCAAAAGGCUUGUUCGUGAAUUGGAGCAACGAGAGGCUGACUUACUGCAGCUUCUUCGAGAAAAAGACACAGAAUAUAAUGCUCUUGUUCGAUCAUUAAAGGAUCGAGUAAUCCGUCUGGAGCAGGAGCUCAUGGAUACCCAGAAGCGAGGAGGAUUCCCCAUAAUACUGCCUCAUGACAAACCUGUAACCCCCCAAUUAUCAAGGCGUAUGCAGCAAACCUCAGUGCAACCUCUUCUCCUCCAAUUGGGUGCAGAGUUAUCUGAUACAGAAAUAUCAGAUAUUAGCCCUGACGAUGGAGACAAAACAGCAACUGUGGAACGGAAGAUGCCUUUAAAAGAAGAACUCGACCGAGCUGUUCCACAACAUGAGCUUUUGGAUGUUUCUGCCUCAAAAGCCAAAGGUGAGCUUGGCCAGCGUGGUGGCCUUGCUGGAAGACAAUUACCAUCGCGAGAAAAAGGAGUCAGCAAUAGCAGCUCUGAUUAUGGCCUUGAAGAUAGCUGUGAAGAUAGUGAAGAGGACCAUUCAGCAGCACGACAUCAAGUGUACUUGGAGUAUUCCAGCAGAGAAGACAUAAAUGGUACCUCAGCAAGCCGUGAGGACAUUCUUAUGAUUGAAAGUAACAGCAUGAACAGCAGCAUUAGCAGCAGUAGUAGUGCUGGUGCUAACAUUACUAAUCGUAAUGAAACUAAUGCUGCCUAUCAAGCUCAGGAAUCACAUCAAGCUGUAACACGAUCCACAUCAUUAGUCACAUCAUCGGUACCUAAACCCAUGCAAACCUUCAACUCCUCAUCCUCAAUUAAUAAAAGUGGGCUGUACACUUCAACUGCACAGCAACAGCAUGUUCAUUACCAAGCAGCAAUUACUUCAUCUUCAUCUUCCUCUUCGUUACAUUCUGCUUACUCACCAUCCUCUGCUAAUGUGCCUAGCAAUGCAGGCGCUCUGUAUGCACCACAUUCCUCGAGUGGGCUACAUUCCCAUCCAUCUGGUGCUCAGGCAGCUACUAAUGUAGCCUAUCAGGCAGCACCCCAAAAGAGUGCUGGACAGAGAGGACAUGGGCCUCCCCCUUCAUUAGCAGAGCAACUGAAACAAGUUUUAGCUGAACGAGAGCGCCGAAUGUCAACAGGAGACCAAGCCAAUGCAUCCCGAGAUGGCUCGUCCGAAUUUAUAGAUCGAGAUCCAGCAGACGCUUUAGCCGAGGAAAUACGACAAGCUGUGAAUGAAGCCAAUGCUAGGGUUAAGAAAGCCCCUACUGGCCUCCUAACCACUCAAAGCUCCCAGUACCCAUGGCAGUACCCAAGCUCUCCAUCGUCAGUGUCUGUAUCCUCACUGAGCAGUUUGAGUGCUGACCCAAGCCCCAGCAAGCCCACUCCUGCUGACUCUACAGAAGACCUGCUGCAGAGAAGAGGGUCUCAUGUAUGGCAAAAUGUGCCAGUUACUGAAUGGUCCAAAGAACAGGUAUGCCAGUGGCUCCUUGCCCUGAGCCUUGAAAGCUGCAUUCCUCGGUUUCUAGAACAAGGCAUUGGAGGUGCUGCACUUCUGCAGCUAGAAUCCAAGGAUUUUAAGGCCCUUGGUGUGGGUGGGGAAGACAAAACUCGCUUGAAAAAGAAAUUGAAAGAUUUACGCCUAGCUGCAGAAAGGGAGCGCAAAACCUCAGAAAAAGAGAAAAAAGAGAGAGAUCGUAUGGUUCGCAAAGCAGAAAAGCUGGCUGAGAAAGCUAACAAACGUAAAUAGUUCUGGAAAAUUUUUUGCAUGAUUUCUCUACCAAAUUUCAUGAUUUAGUGGUAUCUCAUAUACGAACAUGAAAACAAUAUUCUCAACAUGUUGACAAGUGUAUGCAACUGUUUGAUGAGUCUUGUGUUGUUUCUAUGUUUAAGAGUCUUCCUCAGAAGUGCCACAUCCACCAAAAAUUAAGCCUAAUACACAAUUUGCUUCCAGCAGUGGAAGUAACUUUUUUCUUAUCAUACCUAGAGAAGAGUGUACUUUAAGUUUUAUUCUAUGCAAUUGUAUAAUUAGCUUAUGGCACUAAUAUUAGGUACAUAACUCUAUUUUACUAUCUGCUAGCAACCUGCAGAACCACUUUUCCCUGUUGGGCGUCUUACAAAGCAGGAGCAUUCAUUCCAAGAGUCGCUUAAAUGGUGCCAACGUAUCAUUUUCCAUUUGAGUCUUCAUGAAGUGAUUGUGACAACUUUCCAUUUUGUGAUAUGCCUAUUUUAUGUCCAGAAUCAUUUACCAGUUAGCACAGGUUUUUUUGUUAAUCCUUAAAUCUUAUUUGGGAUGAUAAUAAUUUACCCAAAUAGCCAUCUCCUCUUAGCAGUAUUUGUUAAAGUUAUUUUAUUACCCUUGUUUGAGCUCAAAGAGACCUAGUGCAAAAUUAUCUGAUGGUUGUUGCUUCAUGGGACGCAGUGUUUAAUGAAAGUGGCUGCGCAGGGAGUUGAACCCUGCUCCGUACUGAACUAAUGUUUUGGUUGUGUAGAGAAAAUGCUCAUUUAAGUUAAGCAUGAUUCCAAAAUGUGUGCACGUUUGUUGCACAUUUCUGCUGUGUAGGAAAAUUGUCAGUACUACUUGUAGGUUAUACUGACCAUAGAAAGUGACUUUAUGUCAAAUAGUAUUUCUUGCCUCAUGUGCUGUGUGGCAAUUUGUUUUUCUAGUCAUAAUUAUUUGGUGUAUGGCAUUUAAUGCCAAAAGUAACAAUGGAACAUCAUUCACAUUUGACCUUGUAGAGAUUGUACAAAACCUCCAUUACCUGCCCAAGAUUGUUCAUCAGUUCUCAUUAUUUAACAAAAUGUCAAUAAAGGAAACACUAUUGUACUUUCGAUUUUAAAACCUACUUACAAUUUAUAUCUCCUGAUAUAUCAUUUUAUUUCAUGAUUUGAUUUUAUUUUAACGAAUUUCAUGCAUACUUAUGCUAUAUCAAGUGAACUAUGCACCUCCUGAGAUUUUUUAUUUUCCCUCCGUUUGUGUGUUUUUCAUAAUUUGUCUGUUUCUGUGCUUAAGUGCAGCUUUUUUCAAAAUAUGUAUUUUAUUCAUGGUGUCUUUAUAUUGUUCAAUCAUGAUUAUGUCUGUGAUCUGGUGAUUAGUAAUUUUUUGUAACAAUUGUGUAUGGCAUUUAUUAUUUAUGUAUUUUAAGUUAACCGAUGUCACAAACGAAACCUUUUUAGUAUUUUGCUAUUGAUCAACAAGUAUGUUUGUUUCUUUUUGUUUAUGUUGUACUCUGCUUUUUUUGGGAAAUCAUGUUUCCCCUUUCUGUACUUGUUUGUUAAAAUCUUCCAUACUCAAUAUUUUGUUUCUUAGUGAUUCUGGCAGCUUACUCCAAAUCUCAUUGACUGAUUUGAUUUAUCUCAUGAGUGAUGUGUCGUUUCUCCUGAAACUUGUUUCUCAAAAUGGAACUUCAUCAAGAAACUUAAUUUGUGUGUGUUAAUGACUCAUUUUAUGGUUGUGUUGUUUUGAAUAUUAAUCAUUAUUGUUGUGUAUUUGUGAUUAUAACGGUAGUCCGUAUUAGGUAUGUUGUGAUUUUACUACUUAAUGAAAGGCUUAUGACAUCUGGUUCAACUCAAAACUUGAUAUUAAUUCAUGUUUAUUUCAUAAACUAUUUAUCUUCUUUUGCACUGCCAAAAUUAUUUUCUUUGUUUCAAUUGUUAAUUAUUAUUGUUACUACAAUGUCAUUUUUCUGUAACAGUUCCUAUCUGCUAAGAAAUCCAAUUUGAUGGAGCAUCUUGCUGUAGCCUUCAGUGUAGACCUAAUUUGAUCAGAAUAUCCUUCAAAAUCUUAAGUGUGCAAGUGUUUUAUAUUUAAGGGUACGGUUCAUCAUUUGUUCAUCUGCAUUCAUGUGUGAUGUCACAAUCAUCUACAAACUCCUUUAUGCUUCAGAAAUUUGGCUUCUUGUGAGUCGUUCUCCUCCUUGCGGUCACUAUGCCACAGACCAGAGAACAUGAUUGCAGCUCUUUCAUCUGUGCCCUGUGCCUGCUGCCAUUUUGACGGCACUGAAAAGUGCCACGUUCUCAGAUUCUCUAGAAAUGUUUGAUUACGGAAUACGCCAUAGCUUUUUGUUUAUAAACUUCUGUAGUUAUUUUGUAUAUUGUGACAUGUAUGCCUGUAUAUGUUGUUGUUUCAUUUUACUGUUGUUUCCUUGUUUGUCAUUAUUGUUGAUAUUGCAAGCCUAACUUAUUAUAACUCAUGUGUACUCCUGAAUUGUGGAAGCAUUUGUAGUAUUAACAUUGUCACAUGUAUUUAAUGUAUGUUUGUACUGUUUGGUUGGAUAAUUGUGUGAUAUUACGUAGCUGAUGGAUGACAAAACAAUUGUAUUGGAGUGAUAUAAAUUCAGUCCAAGAACC